GGGUUGCAUGGGAUGGGAAGAGGUGAUAAGCAGCUGUCAAAGAUGUGAAGGGAGCAGGAGUUGUGAUCUAGAAGAACAUCACUUCCUUAUUACAUGAUAAGGAAAACAUGGCGAAUUUAAGUUCUCUGCAGGCUGCUCUGAUCAACACUCAGGCUCACCGGGCUGAGAUCUUGGAAAAUCCACUCCGGACCUAUCUUGUGGGAAUCAUCAUCUCUAUAUGUGGGAAUGUCCUCAUCAGCAUUUCACUUAACAUACAGAAAUAUGCCCACGUCCGUCAGUCUCAGCGUGGCUCCAAGCCUUACUACACCUCUGUGCUGUGGUGGUGUGGUGUGGUUCUCAUGGGUAUCGGGGAACUGGGGAACUUUGCUGCCUACGGCUUUGCCCCAGCAUCACUCAUAGCCCCGCUGGGCUGUGUGUCUGUCAUAGCCAGCGCUGUCAUAUCUGUGGUUUUCCUCAAGGAGACGGUCCGAGCCUCUGACAUUGUUGGUGGAACUCUGGCAAUAACAGGAACGUACCUCCUGGUGACCUUUGCCCCCCACACUUCUACACACAUCACUGCCCAUCUGGUCCAGUACAAUGCCAUCAGCUGGCACUUCCUGCUUUACUUAGUUAUAGAGGUGGUCAUCUUUUGCAUCCUGCUUUAUCUGUACAAGAGGAGGAAUGUGAAGCACAUCGUCAUCGUGAUGCUGCUGGUAGCCCUGCUCGCCUCUCUAACAGUCAUCUCAGUCAAAGCUGUGUCAGGGAUGAUCACAGAGUCGAUAAAAGGCCAGCUGCAGCUCAUCUACCCCAUCUUCUACGUCAUGCUUGUCGUCAUGGUUGCCUCCUGUGCCUUCCAGAUCAAAUUUCUUAAUCAGGCGAUGAAAAUGUUUGAUGCCACAGAGGUGGUUCCUAUCAACUUUGUGUUUUUCACCGCUAGUGCCAUUGUUGCAGGGAUAGUAUUUUACCAGGAAUUUGAAGGCUUGGCUUUACUGAACAUUUUUAUGUUCCUUUUUGGCUGUCUUCUGUCGUUCCUUGGAGUUUUCCUCAUAGCCCGAAAUAGGCCAAAAAUAAAGCAACAGGAUCGCAAUUUUAUUCCAAUGGAUAAGAUUCCUGGGAGGAGCCACACAGACAAAGUGCAGCCUGAGGCAAAGACUCUGACAUACGGAUCACUGGCAGCCAAACUCAUGUGCAACAGAGCUGGCCAAACAGACGAUUCAUAGGACCAGCUCCAUCUGUUGAGACUGUAUUUUUGUGGAUUUGUGUGUGCGUGCGUGCCUCAUCCUGGGUACUUCAAUAUCACUCUAUUUAUAGAAAUGAAAUGUUAAGCAUCAACUCAACCUAGUUCCAGCUGAGUGCCAGUAUUGGUGGUCAGUGCAUCUCAUUAAACAGCUCUAGUUAUCCAAAAAACAUUUCUGUAUUAUCUUGUGUUAACAGUUUUCAGUCUUCAGCAGGGAAAUAACCUGAUAAGAAAAACAUACUAUAAAUGAUAUGAAACACCUCAGGAUCAAAGUGCAACAUUAAUUGCAAAUUUUAAUUUAAAAAAAAAAAAGCAGGUCGAGGAGGCCACUGUGACCAAUGCCUCCCAAAAUAUUAUAUGUAUUAUGUCUAUC
Molecule: messenger RNA, 1589 nt
Organism: Scomber japonicus (chub mackerel)
Lineage: Eukaryota; Metazoa; Chordata; Actinopteri; Scombriformes; Scombridae
Product: NIPA-like protein 2
Exons: 11
Coding region: 108-1199 (363 amino acids)
Biological process (GO): magnesium ion transport
Cellular component (GO): membrane
Molecular function (GO): magnesium ion transmembrane transporter activity
Source: RefSeq, a predicted model, not a curated record